Molecule: messenger RNA, 10444 nt
Organism: Dendroctonus ponderosae (mountain pine beetle)
Lineage: Eukaryota; Metazoa; Arthropoda; Insecta; Coleoptera; Curculionidae
Gene: zfh2
Product: zinc finger homeobox protein 3
Biological process (GO): regulation of transcription by RNA polymerase II
Cellular component (GO): nucleus
Molecular function (GO): DNA-binding transcription factor activity, RNA polymerase II-specific; RNA polymerase II cis-regulatory region sequence-specific DNA binding; zinc ion binding
Source: RefSeq, a predicted model, not a curated record
CCAUUCGCCGGUCAGCUCCGGGCACAAGCCGAAGCCGAGCUUUCGGUGCGACGUCUGCAACUACGAGACGAACGUGGCGCGCAACCUGCGGAUCCACAUGACCAGCGAGAAGCACACGCACAACAUGCUGGUGCUGCAGCAGAACGUCAAGCAUAUGCAGACGUUGAGCGCGCUGCACCACCAGCAGCACCCGCAGCCCCACAUGGACAAUUUGUAUGGCAUGUACCCGAGCUUGGGCGAGAAGCCGGAGGCGGCGCUGGCCGACAUGGCCUACAAUCAGGCCCUGCUGAUCCAGAUGAUGACGGGCGGGCAGCUGCCGGGACACGCGGGCCCCGCCGAAAUGGCCGCCCACUCCGACCUGGGCCUCAACCCGGAGACGAUGGAACCGCCCCCGGAGCCGGCCGACCUCGACCCCGACAAGACCUUCCAAUGCUGCGUCUGCAACGUGUUCCAGACCGACGUCCUGGAGGACUUGGGGCGGCACCUAGCUUUAGACAGAACUAGACUGAGAGAGCAAGAGAUCCUGGCCGUAGUGGCGGGCCAUUACGUGUGCAAGCUCUGCACGUACAAAACGAACCUGAAGGCCAAUUUCCAGCUACACUGCAAGACUGACAAACAUCUGCAACGGCUGCAGCACGUCAACCAUGUGAAGGAGGGCGGCCCGCGCAACGAAUGGAAGCUGAAGUACGCUUCGGCGCCGGGCGGCGUGCAGAUCCGCUGCAACGCCUGCGACUACUACACGAACUCGGCGCACAAGCUGCAGCUGCACUCGAACGCGGGGCGGCACGACGCCGGCGUUGCGCUGCUGAAGCACCUUCUGGAACGGUGCAGCGGUCUGCAGCCGAACCAACCGCGCGUGUUCCACUGCUCGUUGUGCGGCUUCUCCGCCACCAAUCGGCUGCCGCUGCUGCAGCACGUCCGCUCGCUGAAGCAUCUGCAUAUGGAGCAGCUGCACCAGCUGCAGCGCCGCGCCGAGGGCAAGGAAUCGUCUCCGGAGAUCGGGGAAGUGUUCCAUGUGGUGCCUGGACCGGUCGACCAGCAGCAACCGCCGCCACAACGUCAAACACCUGCGAACAUCCACACCGAAUAAUAGCGCGGCGCUGAAUCAGGCGUCUUCCAGAGAGUUUGGCCGAUUGGACGGCAGCAACGAAGAGCUGAUGUCGCCCAACAGCGACGACACCAACGAGAGCGAAAGCGAGCGCUGCAGCGCCUGCUCGAAGACCUUCAGGAACGUGGACGAGCUGUGCAAUCAUCAGAACGAGACGGGCCAUCAGCUGGAAAUCAAGCAAACGCCCAGCGGGCCGGGGUACCUCUGCUGGAAGAAGGGCUGCAACCAGUUUUUUCCAACGGCGCACAGCCUGCAGAUGCACUUCAAAGAAGUCCACGCGAAAAACUCCAUCACCAACAUGUCGGUGAGCGAGAAGCACGUCUACAAGUACCGGUGCAACCAGUGCUCGUUGGCCUAUAAAACAGUGGAGAAGCUGCAGGUGCACGCGCAGUACCACAUGAUCCGGGACGCCACUAAAUGUGUGCUGUGCGGGCGCAGCUUCCGCUCCCUAGUGGCGCUGCACAAGCACGUGGAGAGCGUGCACUCGGAGCUGACCGACGAGGAGCUGAACGCCUACAAGCAGAGCCUGAUUAACAACCCGCUGCUGCUCGCAGGCCUGCAAGGCCAGAUCCUCGACUCGUCGGCCGGCGAGUUGCUGAAAAACAGCCUGCGGGUGGAGGACACCGAGAGCUCUGCAGAGCUGGACGACAGCAAGGACCUGAACACUAGUCAGGAGGACAGCAUUCAGAACGACGGCGAGAACUCGGACGACAGUAUGGUCUACAAGGACCAGCAGUGCUUGGAGGAGUACUUGAACUCGCCAGCCAUGGCUGAGGACAGCUACAACGACCCGAACCGGAAAUACAAGUGCCAUCGCUGCCGCGUGGCCUUCACCCGACAGAACUACCUGACCGGCCACAACAAGACGCUGCUGCACAGGAAGGGGGAGAAGCUGACCUAUCCAAUGGAGAAAUAUCUGGACCCGAACAGGCCCUUCAAGUGCGACGUGUGCAAGGAGAGCUUCACGCAGAAAAACAUCCUGCUGGUGCACUACAACUCGGUUAGCCACCUGCACAAGUACAAGCGCUCGAUGCAGGAACAGUCCAACAACAACAACAAUUCGCCAGUUUCGAUGGGCGCACAGGCGCCCAACGCUCAGCUCACACCCCCAAAGGGCGAGGACGACGACAAGAAGCGCUAUCGCUGCAAUAUAUGCAAAGUGGCGUACACUCAGGGCAGCACCCUGGACAUUCACAUGCGUAGCGUGCUGCACCAGACCAGGGCCAGUAAGCUGCAAGAUCUGGCCAUGAGCGGCCAGAUCGACCUUUCGAAGCCCCUAAUCGAGCAGCCAGACAUAAUGGCAUCCCCGAAACAUCCCUCACCACUGUCCGGGGAAGGGGACGCGACAAAACCGGCCGCCGGCUCUUGCCCUACUCCACCCAGCCCAGGUAGUUCAGGGUAUUUCUGCCUGAAGUGCAACAGCUCGUUUAGCAACCCCGACCAGUUGAAUUCGCAUCAGCUUUAUUGUCUGUUCGCAACCCCCGUCAGUAGUGGUUCGUGCGUUGCCAAAGAGGAUCGGCAUGAGCCGGACAAGGACGCAAACUUCAUGGGAAUGAAGAAAGGCUCUCCGAUAUACAAACACUUGCUCGAGGGCUAUGGCUUCGAUCUUGUGAUGCAGUACAAUGAGGGCAGCCAUCAGCGCCGCCAGCAGCAAGAAAAGGAGAGGCUGGAAGCCGAGUGCAGCAAAGACAAGUGCAAUACUGAUCCAGAGAAUGUAGCGCCCGACGUCCUGCCGGACGCUUCGGACGUGUCCGAUCGCAAGGAGCAGAACAGUCCCGAUCCCGAGGUUCAACAACAAACCUCAGCCGAGAAGGACGACGCCGCAUCGACGCUGCCUGAAGUGAGCAAAUCCACAUGCCAGACCUGCAACAAGGAGUUUUCCAGCGUGUGGGUGCUGAAGAGUCAUUGCGAGGAAGUGCACAAAGACCUGGUGCCCUCCGACUAUGUGGAAAAGUACGUUCAACAGUUGAAAAGUGAAAUCGAAAAGAAAAAUGUGGUGGUCACGGCCGCGACCAGUUCAACAACAAGUGCCCAACCCAGAGUGUCCACCCCCGUUUCCGAAGCGACCUCACCGGACGAAAACAAGGAAGCCGGCAAGCCCUUGCAGGAGGCUCCAACGGCUCCUACAACUCCCACAAGCAGUGUCACUCCUGCCAGCUCCACCGACUCGUUGCCUGCGAACAUCCAGGCUGUGCUGGCACAGAGCAUUGCACAAAACCCGAUGGCUUUCGCGCAACAGAUCUCCGACAUGCAAACGGCCUUCAAUGUGAUUCAGCUGCAGCAGCAGCUGAACAACUUCACGCCGAUGAUGCAAAUGAUGGGAAUGGGACUGCCGCUAGGCUUAAAUGCCCUGGCUGCAAUGAAUCUGCAGCCUCCCAUCGUGCCCCUGAUGAUGCCUCCUCCUCACUUCGACUCCAUGGGGCAAUUCAGUGCACAGGAUCAACAGAACAUGCUGGUGAAACAACAGGCGGCGAUUUUACAACAACAACAAGCCGUGGCGAACGCCAACCAGAAACGGGCGCGAACGCGCAUUACCGACGAACAGCUGAAAAUCCUGCGGGCCCACUUCGACAUCAACAACUCGCCCUCAGAGGACCAGAUCCAUGAAAUGGCGAAUCGCAGUGGGCUGCCGCCCAAGGUCAUCAAACACUGGUUCAGAAACACGCUCUUCAAGGAGCGCCAACGAAACAAAGACAGCCCCUACAACUUCAACAAUCCACCCUCGACCACGCUCAAUUUGGAGGAGUACGAGAAGACCGGCGAGGCCAAAGUGGUGCAACUGAACAGCUCGUCGAGCAGCGGUGCCGACGAGGCAAACAAGAGCAAGGAGUCGCCAGUCGCGCCAACGAUGGCCCAAGUUGCAGAGGUCAAAACGGAAAUCAAAGAGGAACCGCUCGAAGAGCCCAAGUUCGAGAUGCAAAAGCCCAGCGAGGUGAUGGAGGAGAGGAUGCAGAACUACUUCGGGCUUCCGACCAACUUCCAGCCGCCUCAAAGUCCCGCCACUUCAGUGGCUUCCACCGAGAGUCUCAAUGUGUCCUCGCAGCCCGCUACCCCAAACAACAUCACCCUCACCUCAAUUAUCGCCUCGCAGUUGAGCGACACUCUCACCAGCAGCACUUCGACACUCAACUUGGCCCCGCACGGGUUGGGCAGCAGCAACAUGCUGCCGCCCCCAAAGGUCAACCAGCAAACGUUCUCCAAUCCAGGCCUGCAGGGGAUGCUGCCGCUCACAUCCAGCAGAUGUCUGAGCCCCAGCCGCGACUACAGCAACUCGGGCAGUCAAGGCUCGGGCGGCUCAACAGGAAAAAGGGCGAAUCGCACCCGGUUCACCGACUACCAAAUCAAGGUUUUGCAGGAGUUCUUCGAGAACAACGCCUACCCCAAGGACGACGACUUGGAGUAUCUGUCCAAGCUGCUGCAGCUCAGUCCCCGCGUGAUCGUCGUGUGGUUUCAGAACGCUCGCCAGAAGGCCCGCAAAGUCUACGAAAACCAACCGGCCGUCGAAACGUCGCCUGGCAUAGAUGAGAGCGGCGCCAAUCGGUUCCAGAGAACACCCGGAUUGAACUACCAGUGCAAAAAGUGCAUGUUAGUGUUCCAACGGUACUACGAGCUGAUCAGGCAUCAGAAGACGCACUGCUUUAAAGAGGAGGACGCGAAGCGGAGCGCCCAGGCUCAGGCGGCUGCCGCACAGAUGGCAGCCUCCUUCAGCUCAGAAGACUCGAACUCGAGCACGGCCGUGGAGCAGAACCAGGCAGCGCAAGGCCAGCCGCAGAACUUGAUGAGCAAUCAGAGCCCGGGGCCCAGCAGCCCACUCAACUCCAGCCAGGGCAACUUUGCGAGCUCGUCUCCCACGCCGUCUGAGCCCAAGGAGGGCAGCUUCCAAUGCGGAACCUGCAACCAGGUGUUUCCGCGCUUCGAGCAGUUCAAAGAGCACGAGCUGGUCCACUUCAUGAACCCAAACUUGUUUCCCAUCUAUGCGCCCGACAGCCCCUUUGGCAUCUUGCAGCAGCAGGCGCAUCUGCAGCAGCAGAUGAACGCCAGCAUGGGCGAGGCCAAGCAGGCGCCGCCCAACUUCCCCAACCCCUUGAUCGACAUGCUGAACAACGUCACUGGACAGCGCAGGAAGUUCGACGAAAUCGCGGACGGCGAAAGCGACACCUCAGAUCAGCCGAAAGACAAGCGGCUCAGAACCACCAUUUUGCCCGACCAGCUGGAAUACCUAUACAAAAAGUACCAGUGCGAGAGCAACCCGUCCAGGAAGAUGCUGGAGAACAUCGCCAGAGACGUGGGGCUGAAGAAGCGGGUGGUUCAGGUGUGGUUCCAAAACACUCGGGCCCGCGAACGGAAGGGCCAGUUCCGCGCCCACUCCCAAGUGAUCAACAAGCGAUGCCCGAUUUGCCACGCCCUGUUCAAGGUGAAGAGCGCCUUCGAGUCCCAUCUGACCAGCAAACAUCCGGAACAUUGCGCCCGGGGGGAAAUCAACAUUGACGCCCUGCCCGAUGAGGAGAUCAGUUUGGAGAGCGCCCCCAGCCUGUCGGGGGGCAGCGACACCAAGUUCCAGCCGCAGCAGCCGCCGGCGCACCCCAAUCUGGCUCCUGCAGGACAUUCGGCGCGGAACAAGCCCAGCGCCACCAACUUCGGGCCCUCGUUUUUCGAGGACAAGAUGAACCGCUUCUUCAACGAGAUCCAAAUGCACACGGCCGGCACCAACGGCGAAAAAACCGAGAUGAAAUCGGAAAAGGCGGAAAGUCGUGAAGCUCCCCUGGAUCUGUCCAAACCGGUGGACCUGUCCAGGCCAAUGAAAGUGUCCAUGGAGCAGGGCGGGUUGUGCGACCCCGGGCCCUUGACUGACCUGAGCGAGCGGUCGCUGUGCGACGAAAGGAGCGACUCCAUGUCGGAGACCACUGAGUACAUUGAUGACGAAAGCAACCCCACUUCGCCCGCCAGCAGCACGCAAAGUCUCAGCCAGCGGCAGAUGAGCUCCUGCGGAGGCUCGCAGGGCGGCAACAAGCGCUACCGCACUCAAAUGAGCUCAGUGCAAGUGAAGAUCAUGAAAACUCUGUUCGUCGACUACAAAACGCCGACGAUGGCGGAGUGCGAGGGCUUGGGGCGCGAAAUCGGCCUGCCGAAGCGCGUGGUGCAGGUUUGGUUCCAAAACGCGCGUGCCAAAGAGAAGAAGGGCAAACUCGCCUUGCACAAGGUUCUCGGACAACCGGACGGCGACAAUCCCACCGUGCCCGACGACUGCAGGUUCUGCAGCUUCAAGUACUCGCACAAGUACUCGAUUCAGGAUCACAUCUUCACCAAGACUCACAUUGCGAACGUUCGCAUGUACUAUGAGGCGCAGGCGGCGCAGGCCGGCAAAGACUCGCAGGACGGCAACGAGUUUCAAGUGCCUCAACUGCCCAGCUGCUCGGGCAGCAGCAACACCGACCCGAACAACCCCCAAGGUGCCGGCCAGCAGAACAACAACACCCAUCAUGCGGACUAUUUGCAGCAGGCCGCCAAACAGCAGGAAGACAGUGCAGCUGAGAGCCUGUUCCAACCGUUCUACGCCAGCAACUUUGGCGUGCAGAACCAGUACGUGCACCACGCGAUGUUUGGAGCCAACGGCGGAGCCGGAGGACUGCUUCUAGACACCGGAAAUGGCCCGUCCUUCCUGCCCCUACCACCUCAAGUGCUGCAGCAAGUGGCGCAAAACAACUCAGAACCGGGAGUGACUACUCUCAAACUCCCCGAUCUCAACUACAGCAGGCCUGCCGAUUUGCCUGCGCGCGAAGUGGACAUUGAGCUGUGCUUCGUCUGCAAGAAGUGCAGGAUGGCGUAUCCUAGCGACUCGGCGCUGUUGGCCCAUCAGCGACAAUGCUACGGGCCGAAUCAGGAUAGUAGGGGCACUUUCCGGAUAGUCCAGACCGGCUACGAGUGCAGACCAUGCAACAACGGUGAGAAAUUUAAAACUUUAAUUGACAUGCAGGGACAUGUCCAAUCGGAGGCACAUCAGCGCCACAUGACCGGAAGCGAAAGCUCGCUGAGCCAAGAGAUAGAGGACGUGGUCAAUCAGAUUACGCUGUUGGCCACGCGAGCUGCGCAAGAAGCCCCACAAGGGCACAUACUUGACUCCAAUUCGAAUGGGUUCUGUCAACCGGCGGAACCAAAACGGAGGUUCCUCAGUCCGACGCAUGCCUUGACCAGUGCGGGCCACUAAAAAAGUCAGAAACCCAACCAAAACCAAGCCAAUCACAACCACCAUCCAGACCGACAAAGAUAGAACGAUUGACUAACUAAUCAACGUAGCUGUGUAAAAUAAUAUUGUUGUAUGUAACAUAGAAGAAGUAGGGUUAUGUUUCCUAUAAUUGCAACUGAUAGUUACUAUUAAGUCGAAGCAGGCGACGGAACCAGUGGAAAACCGGCUGAACCCGUCAGCCUGCCAAUGCCAGUUCCUGCAAUUUUUUGUGUAUGUAAAUAGUGAAAUUUGAAAACUGCGACAUGAAAUGUUCCUAAAUGUAACCUAAAUCUCGCGUAACCGAUAUACCGGGGCGAACCAAAAAUUAAAAAAAAACGCUCAAUUUUUUGACGUUAUUUGGUUCGUUUGGGUUUAUCUACACUGCAUGCGCCUAAUUGCGGCGUCAGUAAAGCAAGUUCCUAUAGGGCGUGGUCUCUAAUCUGGUCCUCACCAAGGCACCAAUCGCAAAAUAGGGGCCGCCCCUAAUUUUUACUUAUUAUUGAAUAAUGAAUAUUUGCAAAUGAAACUUUUUUAUUAGAUACAUGAACUUCUGUUGAUCACUCUGUAUUCCGUGAUGACGUUUCCUGUCAACAAUGUGGCCAAUGGCGGCCGCCUUGCUGGCACAAAACCAACACUAACUGUAUAUGUAUAUUUAUAUGUAACUGAAGAUAUCAUACUAGCGGGAGAAACGUUGUGCUUUUUUGAGUAUUUCGCAUGAAACUCUUAAAUAUCCCUCGAUCUGACAAACUUGGUUCCUACUAAUAAUAAUACUAAUUAAUUAUAAAAAAAGUACAGUGGUCUAAGGCGACGAUGCUCGGCCCGGAACAGUUUUGGUGUCACUCAGGCAGCAGUGGCGUGCGGAUUGCGAAGGGUAAGUGAUCAUUAAGUGUUAUUUAAAGUGCAAUAUUCAAGUUAUUCGAAUCGGUUUUGUCCAUAGUUUUCCAAUCCACCGUAUAAGAACUAUUCGAGUAACCCCUGUACUACUCAAUAAUUAAUUUAGUUCAGUUGUUAACUCGUGAGUUUUACCAUCUCGGAAGAUGCAAGGCGCUCGGGCUUGCCAAACGUCGGGAAAAACUAGUUUCCACUGCAACCACCUAAAGGCCUGAAAACCUCAUCAGUUUCAUCUUGAUUUGAGUAUGUUUACAUCGCAGUCUAUAGACUUAAGCAAAGCAAGAUUGUAUGCAAUUUCUUAUGGUCUUUAAAGGGGAGUGUCGCGAUUGGCCAAAAGAAUGGCGUGAUGUGCCAAGCCACAGUUUUUCUUCAAUGGGACCGAAUCUUUGAAAAAUCUACCACAAAUGGAAAAACAGUGGUUUAACCAAAGAUGGUCGAUUGGGUUCAGAUCGGGAGAUCGCGAUGGCCAUUUCAAAACAUCGUUCUCUUUCUUUCAAACUUUCAUGUUGUUCUCUCUCAUUUUCAUUGUUUUUGUUUUCAUGUUUUUGAAUAGUUGUACAAAUUUUCAAAACUCACUCGAAUUGAAACGGAAACAAAAUUGACUACAGGGAAGCUGAGCAAAGUUGCCCGGAAAAGGGCGCAAUUAAGAUGUGAAAAAAACUAUGGGCAAAAUCCAUUCCAUUAUCGCUUGCUUUAACUUUUCCAAUCCCAUGCGCGGUUUCGGGACACUAACACAUCAUCAGGGGCGCGUCGCCCGGCCAACGAAUAGUUAUUAUGUUUUUUCGUUGGAUUCCAACAUGAUCGCAUAUAUAUAUAGUCGUAGAUAUAUAUAUUAAAAAUUUUAACUAUUAGGUUUAACGUAUCCAAAAUAACUCAAAAAUGGGAAACGCCACUCGGUUGGUGUGACCUGCCUCGCAUUAAAAAAGUGAGUUUUCUUGGAACAAUGUGUGAUUGUUGAAUAUAGAAGUUGCUAAUGAAGUCGAUGAUUUUGGUUGAUCGGGGUUUCACUUUGGGUGUAAAUUCAUGGUUUAGAACGUUUGAACAUUGAACUAACAGCAAUUCGGGAGAUGGAAAAGUGAAACCCUGAUGAGAAAUCAGCAGGCCAUUUGGCCUACAAAAGUGAAUCAUUAUACGAUUAUUAUUAAUAUUCAAUACUAUUAAAUGUUUUGCUAUUUGUGAACAUUUCGAUGUGUUUAUCAUUGGUUUUAUAUGGUGGUUUUCGUGGCCGGUGUCGCCCAAAAAUCUAGUUCCUACCGUUCAUAUCUCUUAGCUUAGAUUUUCACUUUCAGGAUAUUAUUCAAAUACUGUUUAACUGUCGCUUUACACUGUUGAUCUGACAUUUUGUUGCUCUCUUUAAUACUAUUAAUAUCUGCGUUAAUACUCAGAUUUACCUAUGGAUUUGUGCUGCUCUACUAACAAAGAUGCUUAUACUGACUGCUACUAACCCUUUUUCCUUGGUUUUGUUGAUUUGAAUUUGUUUUACUGGCCCCCCAUCCUCGGUUUUUUCGGAUUAUUAUUUACAAUUUUUGGCAGCAUGCAGUUUUUUUUCUGUUCGGAAGUUCUUUUUGGUUUUUUCGGUUGCGAGACAAACAAUUCCCCGGUUUAUAGGCAUCUUUGUACAUACCCAUGCGUUAUUUCCCAGUUGAGAAAUGUCAUUAGGUUGCCAUUAUUUUAGGCUUUAGAUACUGUUUAGUUGAUAAUCAUUAUUCUCGAAUUGUUAUUUUUUUGCUGACUAAGACUUCGUACUCGAAAAGUGAUUUUUAGUUUCUAAGGUGUAGAAUAUCUAGCUUAUUUAUUUUCCUUGUGAUGUACAUAAGAACGAGUUAAGUUAAUUGACACGCUAUUCUUGAGAGAGAUUGUUAAUUUUCGGCGAUAUUACCAUUCAGUUUCCAUUUUUUUUUCAGAAACAAAACGGAUUGUUUGGCAUAGUUUUCCAGUUCACAACAAAUGAAUACUAAUAAUAAUAAUAGUGACAGUUGUCGCACGGACUUUCCAGACGUAUCACGCAAACGAUCCGAAGUAAACGUACUCAUUUUUCCACAGUGGUCGCAAACAAAAUAAGUCAAUCAACAGAGCGAUCGGUCGUUACGUGAUAAAUCCGGGACCGAGUGCGAGCGCUCUCUAAUAUCUAAUAGGUAAAUGUUUGUAUCCUACGGCUUAAAUGCCGCCUCUCAAUUUGUGAGUGUAUAUGAAAGUCAAAAUAAACUAAAUAGUUUAUCAUA